Neoarthrinium moseri is the source of this 1386-nucleotide messenger RNA. RefSeq lists its product as uncharacterized. Lineage: Eukaryota; Fungi; Ascomycota; Sordariomycetes; Amphisphaeriales; Apiosporaceae. Bases 1 to 1386 code for a protein of 461 amino acids. Gene Ontology annotation, molecular function: ATP binding; protein binding; protein kinase activity. The record is from RefSeq and is a predicted model, not a curated record. Gene Ontology annotation, biological process: protein phosphorylation. The transcript has a single exon.
AUGAACACACUCUAUGGCAUCGACACCGAUUUGAUCUUGCCCUUUCCCACAUCAAACGCUUCUUUCAAGAUGGGCGAAUUCAUAGGCUCUGCCCACCAAGCGGCGCCUGUUAAGAAGCUUAAGAUUUCAGAGCCCCUUGAUGGCUUUCCUUCCCAUAUCUUCGACCUGGCCGAGUCUCUGGAGCACCUCGACCUUUCAGGCACUGGCCUCUCGUCGUUGCCAGACAACUUCGGCCAACUGAAGAGACUGAAGAUUGCUUUCUUCUCCAACUGUAACUUUACAGUAUUCCCAAAACAACUGGCAUCAUGUCCCGAGCUCGAGAUGGUCGCAUUCCGCUCCAAUGGGUUGAGGGAAAUCCCCGAGAACGCUCUCCCACCGCGCCUGCGCUGGCUGAUCUUGACCAACAACGAGAUCGAGCGGCUACCAAACAGCAUUGGAAAAUGCCCGCAUCUCCAGAAGUGCAUGCUUUCUGGCAAUCGACUUCGCACGCUUCCAGAUGAAAUGGCAGGCUGCCGCAACCUGGGUCUUCUGCGCUUGUCCGCUAAUCAGAUCGAAAUUCUACCAUCUUGGCUAUUCGCCAUGCCGGAGCUCUCAUUCCUGUCCUUUGCGGGAAACCCAUGCUCUACGGUGGCAAUCCAGAGACUAAACACGGCUGACAGUCUCAGCAGUGUGCCUUGGACUGAUAUCAAUGCUCAAGAAGUCCUCGGCGAGGGUGCCUCAGGUAUCAUCUCUAAAGGUCUCUGGAAAGCAGACCGGGAAUACCAAGAGGUUGCCAUCAAACUCUUCAAAGGCGACGUCACUAGCGAUGGUACUCCCAUGGAUGAGAUGCGUGCCUGCAUCAUGGCUGGCUCGCACGACAACCUGAUCGACCCCCUUGGGGAGAUCCAAGGGCAUCCGGAUAAAAAAGGCCUAGUGCUGCAACUUAUUCCACCUUCGUACAGUACUCUUGGCCUCCCGCCGUCACUCCAGAGCUGCACGCGAGAUUGCUUCGCCUCAGAAACCGCGUUGAGUUUCGACCAGGGCUUGACAAUACUCCAGGGCAUUGCUUCAGCUGCAGCUCACCUCCAUGCGAGGGCCAUCGCGCAUGGCGACUUGUACGCGCAUAACAUUCUAUUCAAUGAAGAGGGCCAUGCCUUGCUAGGCGAUUUUGGAGCAGCUUCUAUAUACGCAGACUACGCUAUGGAACAACUCGAGGUGCUGGCCUUCGCUCACUUGCUGCAAGACAUUUCGGGAUUGAUAGAGCGAGAUUCUCAUCACCCGGUAGAGCAAGUAAGUUUGGCAAAUCUCAAAACUCUUCACGAGAAAUGCACCUUGCCGGAUCCCAGCACUCGGCCGACCUUUGUUGAGAUCCAGCAAGCCUUGGCAAGUAUAAUCCAAUCCGAGUAG